AUGGACGGAGUCGAACGCAGUGGCAAUGCCAACAAAGCAGAUGGCCGUUGGUUGUUGGUAGCUAUGGCGGAAUUCAGGGAUCCGUGUCAGUGCGAAUAUCUGAUCCACACACCUACGCCCAGCGCGAAAUCUGGCCUAGUUGGGUCGCGUCCAGGAGUCGCGCACAGACUGGAACCGCUUGAGGAUAACAAUGGCGAGAAUCUUCGCAGCAAUGUCGAUGAGGCUUAUGCCGCGAUAGUUCUAACUUUGUGUCUUAUCUCUCUUUUUGUGGACAGGCACAAGGAUGCCUGA
Messenger RNA from Dibothriocephalus latus, 291 nucleotides. Lineage: Eukaryota; Metazoa; Platyhelminthes; Cestoda; Diphyllobothriidea; Diphyllobothriidae. The record is from the annotation of a GenBank genome assembly.